Molecule: messenger RNA, 719 nt
Organism: Astyanax mexicanus (Mexican tetra)
Lineage: Eukaryota; Metazoa; Chordata; Actinopteri; Characiformes; Acestrorhamphidae
Product: E-selectin-like
Exons: 2
Coding region: 258-686 (142 amino acids)
Source: RefSeq, a predicted model, not a curated record
UCAGAUCUUUCCAUUUCAUUGUGAAGAACUCAGAAUUCAAGAAUCAACCUGAAGCUCGAGCAGCUUGUAGAGAGAACUACACUGAUUUGGUCACUGUGUGCAGUGAAGAAUAAAACGAUGCACUAAUUAAUCUGACCAACAGUAAUGUCUGGAUUGGUCUUCAGCGCAGUCAGUUCAGUUCUAAAUGGUCUAAUGGUGAUGAAGUUACAUUCAGUGCUCUGACUGGAAGCUGUGGGCCAAAGCCCUGCUGUGCUGCUAUGAAGACUAAUGCAUCAUGGGAAAGUCCUCUGUGUACAGAGAAAAGAAACUUCAUGUGUUAUAAACAAGAUCAGACUGACCUCACCUUCAGCUAUCACCUGAUCACUGAGAAUAAGACCUGGUAUGAAGCUCAGAGUUACUGCAGGAAGAACUACACUGAUCUGGUCAGCAUCAGAGAUCAGGAGCAGAAUGAAGCAGUGAAGAUAGCAGGGAUGAAGAGCAGUGAUUUCUUCUGGAUUGGUCUGCUGCGUGAUGACUGGGAGUGGGCUGAUGGAGGAAGAUCUGCUUACAGAAACUGGGACACUGGUUACCCUCGAACACCAUCAACACAACCAAACUGUACACAGCUGAAUGUGAAUGGGAAAUGGCAAAAUGUGAUUUGCAGUAAAGUUGUGGCUGCUGUUCUGUGCUACAACAGUAAGUCCUGACUUCACUCUCUAUAACUCUCUCAGCAGUGUUCA